Messenger RNA from Chroicocephalus ridibundus (black-headed gull), 3749 nucleotides. Its product is annotated as endothelin receptor type B-like. Gene Ontology annotation, cellular component: plasma membrane. Gene Ontology annotation, molecular function: endothelin receptor activity. The record is from RefSeq and is a predicted model, not a curated record. Gene Ontology annotation, biological process: endothelin receptor signaling pathway; regulation of blood pressure; developmental pigmentation. The coding region runs from base 396 to 1706 and encodes 436 amino acids. NCBI's taxonomy places the organism in Eukaryota, Metazoa, Chordata, Aves, Charadriiformes, Laridae. The transcript is spliced from 8 exons.
CGUUCCUCCUGCUUCGCCCUCCUCCUCCAUCCCCGUCCCGCGUGUCACCGAUUGGUCGCGGGGGCUGCGCUCGGGGGGAGCCCUGCGAUUUUCUAUAUAACCCCCCGCUCGGUGCAGAGAGACCUCGGCAAGUCACGAGCGGGGAGAAACAUUCCCCCGAGCACGAGCCCACACACAAAAGCAAACUCCGGGAUCUACAAGGCUGCAAUUCCGCCAGGGCCCGCGGGACAUGCCCGGCUGCCCCUGCGGGGGGAAGGAGCCCUGAGAGGGGGAGAAGCCGAUCCCAGGAGCACCCGAAGUUCGUGGGCACGACGAAGAUCCAACUAAGACCCAAGCAAGGACGUCCCACGAGCACUGCAAGGACUUUGGCAACCAGCUUUGCCGUUCCGUCCUCAAUGGCGAGAAUCCCAGCUCCCACCACUCUAGCCAUUUUCCUGGCUUGCCUCUUCUCCGGGGCACACAGCCAGACCCCAAGGGCUUUCCAGGAGAGCACCAUCCCCUUUGAGACACUUGGCCAGGAGCAGGCUUACAGUCUGGUCCAGCCAAGCCUGUUCCAGGAUGCCAGGCUGUCAAACCACUCGGAGAGCCUCCCCAGGAGCACCAGCUCUGAGCCGCCCCUGCUGCCCGUGUGCGUGAAGCCUGCGGAUAUCAGACACAUCUUCAAGUACAUCAACACCAUCGUGUCCUGCACCAUCUUCAUAGUGGGGAUCAUCGGGAACUCCACGCUCCUGAGGAUCAUUUACAAGAACAAGUGCAUGAGGAACGGGCCAAAUGUCCUCAUCGCCAGCUUGGCGCUCGGAGACCUUCUCUACAUCCUCAUCGCUCUGCCCAUCAACGUAUAUAAGCUCUUGGCAAAGGACUGGCCCUUUGGCGUGCAGGUGUGCAAGCUGGUCCCCUUCAUCCAGAAGGCCUCAGUGGGCAUCACGGUCCUCAGCCUUUGUGCUCUCAGCAUCGACAGGUACCGAGCGGUGGCGUCCUGGAGUCGGAUCCAGGGGAUAGGAAUCCCCAUGUGGAAGGCAGUGGAGGUGAUGCUGAUCUGGGCAGUGGCCAUUGUGCUUGCAGUCCCCGAAGCCAUAGCCUUUGACAUGGUGGAGCUCAGCUACUGGGAACAGCACCUGUGGGUGUGCAUGCUUGCCUCCGAACAGAAAUCCAGCUUCAUGAUGUUCUACCGGGACGUGAAGGACUGGUGGCUUUUCGGCUUCUAUUUCUGCCUCCCCUUGGUGUGCACUGGCGUCUUCUACACCCUCAUGUCAUGCGAGAUGUUGAGCAAGAGAAAUGGCAUGAGGAUUGCGCUGAAUGACCACAUGAAGCGGCGCCGGGAGGUGGCCAAGACCGUGUUCUGCCUCGUGGUGAUCUUCGCGCUCUGCUGGCUGCCGCUCCACCUCAGCCGCAUCCUCAAGAAGACCAUCUAUGACCAGACGGACCCCAACAGAUGUGAACUGCUCAGUUUCCUCCUGGUGAUGGAUUACUUCGGGAUCAACAUGGCCUCCCUCAACUCCUGCAUCAACCCUGUGGCGCUCUACUUCGUCAGCCGGAAAUUCAAGAACUGCUUCCAGUCCUGUCUGUGCUGCUGGUGCCAGAGACCGGCCCUGAGCAUCACGCCGACGGACGAGAAGGGCUCUGUCGGGAAGUGGAAAGCCAACGGGCAGGAGCUUGGGCUGGACCGGAGCAGCUCCCGCUUGAGUAACAAGUACAGCUCUUCCUAAAGCCAUCAGCCGCGGGGCCGAGAGGAGAAGGCACUGUGCCCAAGAGGGCAGGACCCCUCCAUUUCUCUCGCACGGCCGUUUCCUGGCUGGGCCUGCAUCGUUUCUGCCUUCGUGUCGUAACCCACCUGGAAGGAGCUGCAGCAUUUCACGGGCCCCUGGGACUAGCUCUGGACGCGACCUCUGAACCACGCCGAUCCGCCCUCUGGGCCGAGUCACCUCUGGAGGAGGGGGAAGGGGAUUCAGAUCCUUGUAGGAGUUUUUGUUUCCUUGCAGGAAAACUAAGUGACUUGCGGCCAUUUGUCUCGGGUGGAAACGUGGGGUGGGGAGAUGUGUGUGAAAAGGGAAGGAAGGUUGAGAUGUGGUCACCUCGAGAUGGAUGUGGGAUGAGGUGGAGAGGGACAGACCCAUGAGUGACAAUUUCCAGCUGAAAAAGCCAAAGAAAAGCUUUGAUAACUUCCCUUAUCGUCUCCCUCUGUUGCUGGGACAGUUUGUCCCUGGGCAGAGAGCCAGGAUAAGAUCCAGGCACCGCGUAUGUCUGGUAGACCAUCAAUGGCGUGAAAUCGCCUCCUGUUCCUGGUAGGGAGAGAUGGGCAGUAACUUGGCUUCACGGUGUGACCAACCUGACCUGGGGAGCCCUACGAGUGCCCCUCCUCCUCACCUUUUCCUGGGAGAUCUGCCCCAGGCCCCUCACCCAGGGGUGAUGUUCACCCCACCUGUGUACAGCACAAGAAAGCGAUUGUAUGUGACCGAAUGGCUUAGGGGACCAGACAUCCUUGGCAGAAGGUAGUGGCAGCUUCCAGCCAAACCACCGGCUCCAGCUUCCGCCUCCCCGGGGGCAGGUGAGCUCCCGGCUGGCCCAGCACCGUUGCUGGCCCAAGGGGUUGCCCUUCCAGGGAAGGGUUUGCAAGCCCAGGAAAGGGAAGGCAGAGAUGGCUCAAAUCUGGAUGAGGCUGGGACCAAGGAACCAGCCCUCACCUUUCCAACCCUCCGCGUAACCUGGAAACGGAAAAUCUCUCCCUGACGCAGGAUGCAAGGCAGAGGAUCCCGAAGAUGUGCCCUUCCACAAGAACAUCCAGCCUUGACCCACGAUCUUCAGCAGCUGGAAAGUCCACAGCCUCCUUCAGCCGCCGGCUCCUGGGAGGGGCAUCGCCCGCAAGACCACGGCUCUGAAGGGAAAAAAGGGAUGUCCUGCGUUUGGAUGCCCAUAAUUCAUCUUCCUCCAGCCAACAAGGCUGAGCUCCAGCGGGGCAGUGGGGCUGGACCCCAACGUGCCUUGGCCACAGCACCGUGACACCAGGGUUCACACCACUUGUAAGGGGGACAGAGAUGUUCGUCCUCCUCAUGGUCAAACCAAGGUGGAAAAGGCAAUGGGGAAGGUCCGAUCUCAGCUGGAAGAGUUGCUGGAGCCGACCGAAAUACGGCAAAGAGCUUUCACAAAUUUACUAGUUAAAAUAAUUAAUCCCCGAGUGCUUUUCCAGCAUGUUUCUCUAAAAAAUCAUGCUUGCAUCUCUUGCCAAAAGUUUAAGAAAACCUAUAUGAGAAAGUUCUAGUUACAAGGUUUUUGAUCAUUUUUCUGUUGGUUUUUUCUUCUCUCUUUUACCUCUCUCCCUUUCUUUCUGCUUUCCCCUUUUCAUCCUGUCAUGGAAAAAAAAACGGAGAGAGGAAAAAGGGAGAGGAGAAAAGACCUGCAAAAAAAAAGCAAAACAUUUUCCAGGUGUUGGGUAUUUUUUUUUAGAUUUGUUUUUACUGAAAUGCAAAUGUUUUACAAACAAAUCACAUUUCUGAAAGACAAAGGGGUUUCAACAAAACGGGAAAGUCUGAGGGCCACGAGACCAGCACGUUUUCUAUAAACUUGCCUACCCAGGAGGGCAGAUUGGUCCCGAUGGCCGCGGCUGCGCUCUGCCCCAGGGCUGGCUGCGCUUUGCUGGUGGACACGUGAGGUCAGCGGAGAAAACGUACAGAGACCGAAAUGUUCCAGCCCAGACACCUUAGUACAACGGUAUUUUUUAAUGAUUGUGCUUAUAAAAAAAAAUUUGAAUUCUA